Molecule: messenger RNA, 861 nt
Organism: Leptomonas pyrrhocoris
Lineage: Eukaryota; Euglenozoa; Kinetoplastea; Trypanosomatida; Trypanosomatidae
Product: putative mitochondrial carboxypeptidase, putative,metallo-peptidase, Clan MA(E), family 32
Exons: 1
Coding region: 1-861 (286 amino acids)
Biological process (GO): proteolysis
Molecular function (GO): metallocarboxypeptidase activity
Source: RefSeq, a predicted model, not a curated record
AUGAGGGUGUGGGGCUUCGACUUCGAGGCGGGCCGUCUGGAUGAAGCUCCUCACCCCUUCACCGGUAUGGGCAAGGAGGACACGCGCAUCACCACCCACUACGACGAGGAGGACUUUACGAAGGCCAUGUUCGCAACGAUCCACGAGACCGGCCACUCCCGCUACGAGACGGGCUGCGGCCCGAUGGCGAUGCGCGGCCAGCCGGUGUGCAACGCGCGUUCUCUCAGCAUCCACGAGAGUCAGUCGCGCUUUGCCGAGGUGGUUGUGGGUCACUCCGGCGCCUUCGCCGAGUUCAUCACACCCAUCUUGAAGGAGUACCUCGGUGAUCAGCCCGCCUUCACGGUGGAGAACGUGCGUCUGAUGAACCAGACGGUGAAGCCUGGAUUUAUCCGCAUCUACGCCGACGAGGUGUGCUACCCGCUGCACGUCGUUCUGCGGUACGAGAUCGAGCGUGCGCUGAUCGAGGGCACGAUGGAGGUGGAUGACAUCCCGCGUGUGUGGAGCGAGAAGAUGAAGGAGUACCUUGGCCUGGACACGGAGGGCCGCGACGACAUCGGGUGCCUGCAGGACAUCCAUUGGGCACAAGGCUGUUUUGGGUACUUCCCGACGUACUCGCUUGGGUCGAUGUUCGCGGUGCAGCUGAUGGCGACGAUCAAGAAGGAGCUCGGCGAGGACACGGUGGACAAGUGCAUCCGCACCGGCAACCUGGAGCCCAUUCUUUCGAAGCAGAAGGAGAAGAUCUGGGCCAACGGUUGCAUGCUUGAGACGGAGGAUCUGAUCAAGAAGGCCACCGGCGAGCCGUUGAACCCGAAGUACUUCCGCGAGUACCUGGAGCGCCGCUACCUGCGCAAGGAGGACUAG